Saimiri boliviensis boliviensis (Bolivian squirrel monkey) is the source of this 1325-nucleotide messenger RNA. Lineage: Eukaryota; Metazoa; Chordata; Mammalia; Primates; Cebidae. The record is from RefSeq and is a predicted model, not a curated record.
GUUGGGAGUGGGACUGACUCCAGCCUCUGCUCCGGGAGGCCCUCCGGAGCCACCCGCCCUCCCGGGGCCAUGCUGAAGGCCUCCCAUAAAAACCAAAAAGAAGGAGGAGUCAGCAUCAAGGUCAAAACAUCUGUACACGACUUGAGCAAAACACAGCAGACCAAACUCACUGUGGGCCGCCUAGGAUUAGGCCUCAUCAUCAUCCAGCAUGGACCCUACCUCCAGAUCACCCACCUCAUCCGGAAGGGGGCUGCAGCCAAUGACGGGAAACUCCAGCCAGGCUGCACAGGAAGCAUGGCAGGGGAGGCCUCAGGAAAUUUACAAUCAUGGCAGAAGGUGAAGAGGAAGCAGGUGAUGUUCUGAUUAGUGUUGGCCAUGCCAAUGUGUUAGGAUAUACUCUUCGAGAAUUUUUACAGCUUUUGCAACAUAUCACCAUUGGAACAGUGCUACAAAUCAAGGUUUACCGAGAUUUUAUUGACAUUCCUGAAGAAUGGCAAGAAAUACAUGAUUUAAUCCCUGAGGCCAAAUUCCCAGUAACAAGCACACCAAAGAAAACUGAGCUGGCAAAAGAUGAAUCUUUCACAAGCAGUGAUGAUAGUGAAGAUGUAGUUUUAGAUAAAAGAGUUCAAUAUUAUAGAUAUCCAUGGUCAACUCCACAUCACCCUGCAAGGAGACCAAUAUCGAUCUCCAGAGACUGGCAUGGAUAUAAUAAUAAGAACCAUAUUAUUAGUGUGGGAAAAGACCUUAAUUGUGAUGUGAUGAUUCACAGAGACUACGAGAAAGAAAUGAGGGCCCCUUCUCCAUACUGGAUAAUGGUGAAGCAAGACAAUGAAAGCUCUUCCUCCUCUACUUCCUCUACCUCAGAUGCAUUUUGGCUGGAAGACUGUGCCCAAGUUGAAAAGGGCAAAGCCCAACUGGAAUCAGAGGUUGGUUAGCAAAUCUGUGUUCCUAUGAGCAUUUAUCUUGCAGACACCCAAGUUUUGUGCCUCACCAUGUAAAAGUUUGCUAUACUUAUCAAGGACUGUCUGCAGACUCACCAAUUCUCUUCUUUUCUGACUGCGUUUAUAAAGCCAUUAGAGAGAUUCUUCAGCAGGGCUAUCAAAAGACUUCCCCGGGGUCUUGCAGGCCUCACAAAUCUCUUCAGAAUAAUACCCUCCUUUCUGAGAAGAAUUUAUUUUUAGAAAAUGCAGUAUAGAAAUCCAGUAUCAGAAUGUCUGAACACAGUAAAGAAUGUCACUUUAUGUAAACACCACAUUUUUCUUUAAAUAUUUAGUUUCUGUUUUUGUAAACUUCAAGUACUAUAAUUAAAAUAAUUAAGAGAUAUA